Messenger RNA from Clunio marinus, 1606 nucleotides. The record is from the annotation of a GenBank genome assembly. Lineage: Eukaryota; Metazoa; Arthropoda; Insecta; Diptera; Chironomidae.
GUUGGCGAAAAUUUUAUGUUUACAACGCAAUAUUUUUUUGUGUUUAUAUUUUUGUGUAGUGUAUAUAAUUAAAAAAAGUUCAAUGCAAUUUUGUAGCAGAUCAAGUUUUAACAAUCGGCGAAUGAGUUAUGGAUAUUUCGGAAUGAUUUUCGUGAAACCACAAAUUCGCUUAUUCACUUCAAGCCAACUUCAAACCGCCCUUCGACCCUUCUUUUUCAUGGUUCAUCCUGAUUUGUUUGGGAAAUUUCCUGAACAAAGAGCAAUUAACGAAAAUUCACUUCAAGUUUUGUCGGCUCAUUUGGAAAAUUUACAACGACGAUCUUUCGCACCACAAUCAGGACCUACAAAUUUACCAUUUUAUCUAAGAGAUAAGGACAAAUCUAAACCAUUUCGUUUGGUCAAAGUCCCACUGACUCAACAACGUGACACUAAAAAUUUUGUUGUAAAUGUUUUAAAGAUCUGCGGCUUAGAAACUGUGAGCGUUGAGAAAAUAGCUGCAACUCCGCCAUCACCAAAGAAAUCAUCAGGUGGUUUUAAAAGUUCAGGACUCAAAUAUACUGUUGAUGACAAUGAAGGCCAAUUCUCCGAAGAAUUUGAUUUGUUUCAAUUUAAAGUUCGGCGUGCUCGAGAAGAUGAAACGCUUGCAAAAUUUAUUAAGAAAAACAUCGAUCUUGCACAAAUCAGAACAAAGAAUCUCGAAGAGCUUCGUGAAGAAGUGCAAAAGUUGAAAAUUGAGCUGGAAACAAAAUUAAUGCUUAUCGAGAUUAAAUAUAAUUGUGGAUGGAAUUUUGAGCAUUUUCGUGGAUGUUUGAAGAGUCUUGAGAAGCUCCAUGAUUUAUACGCUGACGACAUGUACAACUUGAAGAAAAAAACAAUAAUAUUCUCACAAUUCACGGGAGUUUCACUUGAUGGCGAUAUUCAUUUAUUUACUGGUGAUGUUCAAAAUAAUUGGUUGGAUCUUAUCAAGAAUAUACCACAACAAGAAGUUUAUCUGUCAACCAUCCCAAUGUAUGAAAAUACUUUGUCACAAGUACUACGUGAUAUUCAAAUAGCACGUCGAAAGUUUAUGCCAAAAACACUUGCAAAGAAUUAUUCUAGUCAUCUCAGUAAAGUCAUCACAAAUGUUCUUGAUUUUCUCGGGAAAAAUAAGUUUCCUACUUCAUGGCCUGAAAGUUUAAGAGAUUACGAGUUGGUUGUGGAAUCAGAAUCGGGGCCUUUAAUGGUUUCACCGACUGGUCAAUUAAUUGCACCUUCAUCGUGUCCUGGAUUUUUGCUUAUAGACUUUUUUACAAAGAAUUUAGAAGAAGCAACAAUUCGGCAAGCAGCUUAUAAGAAGAACAAAUAUAUUGAACGGGACUUACAUAAGGAAUGUAUUGAGAAACUCAAAGCUCAGACAAUUCUGAAAGACGACAACAUCACACCAGACUUGAUGAUCGAUUGUAUGAAAAAGUUGCUUGAGACUGACAUGAAUUUUAGUAAUUUGAACCUUCACGUGACAACUUAUUAUUCAAUUUUAUCCGACGGAACUGUUUGCAUUCCGUGGAAUUUCAAGUGAUGUUAAAAUAUCAAAAGAAAGUUGAAAGUUAAUAAAAUUUUAUUCUAAUUU